Paramisgurnus dabryanus is the source of this 1005-nucleotide messenger RNA. Lineage: Eukaryota; Metazoa; Chordata; Actinopteri; Cypriniformes; Cobitidae. The record is from RefSeq and is a predicted model, not a curated record.
AUGGCUCAAACUCUUUAUUUCAGACUUCUUCUCAUCGCUCUUUGUUCAUUAUCUGAAUGCAUUCAGCGCCGCUAUCACCAUAUAAACAUUUAUAUGACCUGGACUGAAGCUCAGAGAUACUGCAGAGAAAACUACACAGAUCUGGCCAAAGUCAAAAACAUGAAUGACCAGAAUCAGCUGAUGAAGAGUGUGAAAAUCAAUCUGACUUCAGGUGUCUGGAUUGCUUUGAUUAGAUCAAGUGUUUAUAAAUGGAAGUGGUCUCUGGGUGAUCCUGUGGAAUAUACAAACUGGUUUAAUGAAGACUCAAAGGGUCCAGGUAAUUGUACUUACAUGAGAGAUGGAUCAUGGCAUCAGCAGGACUGUAAUAAAAACAUGAGAUUCAUCUGCUACAAUGGUGAUAAAGGAUUCAUCAUUAAUGCUUCUUCAGUAUCAUGGAGAGACGCUCAGAUCUUCUGCAGAGAGCAUCAUACUGAUCUGACCAGUGUGAGGAAUCAGACUGAGAAUCAACAGAUUCAGAAGAUCAUGAAUGACAGUAAGAUACCUGAAGCCUGGAUUGGUCUGUUCAAUGAUUCAUGGGAGUGGACAGAUGAGAGUGACUCUGCAUUCAGAUACUGGGUGCCUGAUAGUCUGAUAUUGAUCCAGAAGAAUCUGAGCUGGUCUGAUGCUCUGAGAUACUGCAGAGAGAAUCAUGUGGAUCUGGUUUCAGUUGAUUCAGAGGAGAUUCAGGGCUGGGUGACAGAUGUGAUUGAUCGGGCCUCUACUGACGCUGUGUGGAUGGGGUUACGUCACUCCUGUGCUGUUGGGCUUUGGUUCUGGGUGAAUGGAGAGAUGCUGUGCUAUCAGAAUUGGGCUCCAGGGAACGAAACCGCAGUGGACGACUGUGACAAUGAAGUGAAAUCUGGAGCAGUUCAGUCUGAAGGAGAUCCUCGCUGGAUCAGCAUUCCUGAAUCUCGCAAACUCAACUUCAUCUGCAUUAGAAAGGAAAAAAUUAAUUUGGAAAAAUGA